AUGAAGCUUAACCCGAGCAAGUGUGCGUUCGGGGUGAUGACUGAAAAAUUCUUAGGGUUCAUAGUGUCUCAAAGAGGUAUCAAAGUCGACCCAGAUAAGAUCCAGGCCAUAAUAGAAAUGACACCACCAAGGAACAUGAAAGAAGUCCAGAGCCUCAAAGGCAAGGUAGCCGCGCUUAAUAGGUUUGUGUUAAGGGCGACGGACAAGUGUAUACCUUUCUUCCACACGCUGAAGAAGUCUUUUGAGUGGACGGCUGAGUGUCAACAAGCAUUCGAGGAUCUGAAGGCCUACUUCUCUUCCCCACCAUUGCUAAGUCCCUCUAAACCAGAAGAAGAAUUGUUCCUUUACCUAGCCAUAUCCUCAGCUGUUGUUAGUGCGACCUUGGUUAGAGAAGAAGACAAGGUGCAAAAGCUUGCGUACUACACCAGCUAG
Messenger RNA from Quercus robur (English oak), 432 nucleotides. RefSeq lists its product as uncharacterized. Bases 1 to 432 code for a protein of 143 amino acids. Lineage: Eukaryota; Viridiplantae; Streptophyta; Magnoliopsida; Fagales; Fagaceae. The record is from RefSeq and is a predicted model, not a curated record. The transcript has a single exon.